This is a messenger RNA of Morus notabilis, 1019 nucleotides long. RefSeq names its product protein MAINTENANCE OF PSII UNDER HIGH LIGHT 1. Gene Ontology annotation, biological process: regulation of protein complex stability. Gene Ontology annotation, cellular component: chloroplast thylakoid membrane. NCBI's taxonomy places the organism in Eukaryota, Viridiplantae, Streptophyta, Magnoliopsida, Rosales, Moraceae. The transcript has 3 exons. The coding region runs from base 138 to 797 and encodes 219 amino acids. The record is from RefSeq and is a predicted model, not a curated record.
ACCAAUCCAAAAAAAUCUCCACCACAGCACAAACACGCCUGAAAUCCUUUCACAGACCAUUUACAAUGAAGUAUUAUACAAUAGAAUUCUAAAAUUUUCCUUUUUUCUUCUUCCCUCUUCUCUGCAAGCAAAUAGGAAUGGCGUGUAGUACCACAGCGGCGAAGGCAAUGCUGGCAACAAACGCAUUCUCUACUCAGAGAAGCUUCUUGAACCUCAGUAGGCCCCACAGAGUUGGUCUAAUUCAUCAAAACUCCAGGUUUGUCGCUGUCAGAGCUUCAUCUGAUGAUUCUGAUUGCAAUGUCGACGAAUGUGCUCCUGAUAAGGAGGUUGGAAAGAUCAGCGUGGAAUGGCUAGCAGGGGAGAAGACCAAAGUGGUUGGCACAUAUCCCCCGCGCAAGCGAGGUUGGACUGGAUAUGUUGAGAAGGACACUGCUGGCCAAACAAACAUAUAUUCAGUUGAGCCUGCAGUUUACGUGGCAGAAAGCGCACUAAGUUCUGGAACUGCAGGCUCUUCUGCGGAUGGAUCUGAGAACACGGCCGCAAUUGCUGCAGGCAUCGGUCUCAUCUCUGUUGCAGCGGCUUCCUCAAUACUCCUCCAAGUCGGUAGGAGCUCGCCGCCUCAGGUGCAGACUGCUGAAUACAACGGGCCAUCACUAAGUUAUUACAUCAACAAGUUUCAGCCCCAAGAGAUUAUCCAAGCCUCAGCGCCAACGCCAAGUGAUGAUGCACAAUCAGUUCAGGUUGAGUCCCAAUUCCAGCCAGAAAUUUCCACAACAGAUCUGAGUAAUGCCUUUUAGAGAAAUGAAAUUGGUAUCAUGCUCGAACUUUUCUUCUUUUAUACACUUUGAUGUACCGAAAUCUUUGAUUUACCUAUAUUCAUCGUAGUUAUGAAGAUGUAAAUCGCAGCACAUCUUUUGACCUUAAAGAUGCCAAUCACUGUACACACACCGUGAAAGAGAAACGUUAUUUAUUUCCCCGAAGGUGGGCGUGAUGUGAAAUUGGUAGAAUGGUUUCUCUGA